AAACAAUUUUGAAAAAUUGAAUUUCCCAACUCGCAAGUCAACAGACAAGUCAUCGGAGAAUGUGACGAUGGGAAAAUUUUAAAAACGUGUGGAAGCGAGGAAAAGGAUUUAUCUUUUUAGAAAUUUUCAUUUCUAAAAUUCAUUAAACCUGUUAAAAAAAAUCCUUUAUCAUGCCAGAAGAAACGAAAACCAAGAAGGAAAAAAAACCAAAAGCGGUCGCCGAUUCCGAUAAAAAAAAAUCGCCCGAUGCCAAGAAAGUCGUCAAGUUGAAGAAAAGGCCGAAGAAGACCUACGGUAGACUGUACGCUAAAGCUGUUUUUACCGGUUUUAGAAGAGGUUUAAGAAACCAGCAUGAAAACACCGCCUUAUUGAAAAUCGAUGGAUGUCUUUCCAAAUCCGACAGUUUGUUCUACGUUGGAAAGAAGUGUGCCUACGUAUACAGAGGUAAAAGGAAGAGGCCUGCACCCGGAUUAUCUAAAAAGAAAUCGAAAGUACGCGCUAUCUGGGGAAAAGUCACUCGGCCCCAUGGAUGUACCGGAGCAGUAAGAGCUAAAUUCAAAAGUAAUCUACCCGCUAAAGCUAUGGGACAUAGAAUAAGAAUUAUGCUGUUUCCCUCUAGAAUAUAAAUAAUGUAUGCGAUGUUUAAGUGACUUGGUUUUCUUUUUUUAUCAUAUAAUUCUUUUAUCUUUGGAAUAAAAACAAAUGACAUGAUAA
Messenger RNA from Planococcus citri (citrus mealybug), 714 nucleotides. RefSeq names its product ribosomal protein L35A (gene RpL35A). Gene Ontology annotation, biological process: cytoplasmic translation; ribosomal large subunit biogenesis. The transcript has 4 exons. NCBI's taxonomy places the organism in Eukaryota, Metazoa, Arthropoda, Insecta, Hemiptera, Pseudococcidae. Gene Ontology annotation, cellular component: ribosome; cytosolic large ribosomal subunit. Gene Ontology annotation, molecular function: structural constituent of ribosome. The record is from RefSeq and is a predicted model, not a curated record. Bases 171 to 626 code for a protein of 151 amino acids.